Benincasa hispida (wax gourd) is the source of this 1423-nucleotide messenger RNA. RefSeq names its product thioredoxin reductase 1, mitochondrial-like. Lineage: Eukaryota; Viridiplantae; Streptophyta; Magnoliopsida; Cucurbitales; Cucurbitaceae. Gene Ontology annotation, molecular function: thioredoxin-disulfide reductase (NADPH) activity. The record is from RefSeq and is a predicted model, not a curated record. Gene Ontology annotation, cellular component: cytoplasm. Gene Ontology annotation, biological process: removal of superoxide radicals.
AGAGUCUGAGGAAACGAAUAAACUCUCAGUCUUAUGAUAGAUAGGUUGAAAACGAGUGGAGAAGAAAAGCAUAGCAUGAUGAAAUUUGGUAACUCUUAUAAUAAUGGAAAGAGGCUCUUGGGUUUUCUCGGAAGAGCCCGAAAUUUAAUCGGCGUAGCGUCCACCACAGUUGCGGCGGCGUUGCUUUCUUCCAGCUCUGCGAGUUCCGGUUCCAAAAUCGCGGCUAUGGACGAUCUUGGUCUUCAAAACCUGAGGACCAAGCUCUGCAUCAUCGGAAGUGGCCCAGCCGCCCACACCGCCGCCAUAUACGCCGCCCGGGCGGAGCUGAGGCCAAUCCUUUUCGAAGGAUGGAUGGCCAACGAUAUUGCGCCGGGCGGACAGCUCACUACCACUACCGAAGUUGAGAAUUUCCCCGGCUUCUCAAACGGCAUCCUCGGAAUGGAUCUCAUGGACCGGUGCCGCAAUCAAUCUAUCCGUUUCGGAACGCAGAUUUUCACCGAGACUGUUAGCAAAGUCGAUUUCUCCACUAAUCCUUUCAAGAUUUUCACUGAUUCAAAAGCCGUACUCGCCGACUCUGUAGUUGUCGCCACAGGAGCUGUUGCGAAGCGUUUGUCGUUCCCAGGCUCCGGCGAUGCACCGGGAGGAUUUUGGAAUCGGGGCAUAUCGGCUUGUGCAGUUUGCGACGGCGCCGCCCCCAUUUUCAGGGAUAAGCCGUUGGCGGUGGUCGGAGGUGGCGAUUCAGCCAUGGAGGAAGCGAUUUUCCUCACCAAAUACGGCUCUAAAGUGCAUAUCAUCCAUAGACGAGACGCAUUUAGAGCUUCAAAAAUCAUGCAGCAGCGAGCCCUGAGCAAUCCGAAAAUCGAGGUGGUUUGGAACUCUGUGGUGGUUGAGGCCUAUGGCGACGGAGACAAGGGAGUUUUGGGAGGUCUGAAAGUGAAAAACGUUGUUAGUGGAGAGGUAUCCGAUUUGAAGGUUUCUGGGUUAUUCUUUGCAAUUGGGCAUGAACCAGCAACCAAGUUCUUGGAUGGGCAGCUUCAACUGGAUUCUGAUGGGUACAUCGUGACGGAUCCGGGGUCGACUCGGACCAGCGUUCGUGGAGUUUUUGCAGCCGGGGAUGUACAGGACAAGAGAUAUAGACAGGCCGUUACUGCUGCUGGAACUGGUUGCAUGGCUGCUUUGGAUGCAGAACAUUACCUGCAAGAGAUUGCUUCUGAAAAGAGUAAACUCUAAAUUUUGAUCAUGUAGCUGAGAUUUUUGCAUUAAUGGAUCCUCAAUAAUUCAAACACUAAACCCCAUUUAAGUAUUAUUUCAUAGGUACAAUCCUUAAUGGUUCUUUUGAUGGAUUUGAUUUAUAUGGUAUUGAAGGUGUUGUUUAGUAGACAAUCUAGAAAAACAUAAUAGAGUUAUAUUUCAUGUUUUCAGA